Molecule: messenger RNA, 13744 nt
Organism: Diospyros lotus (date-plum)
Lineage: Eukaryota; Viridiplantae; Streptophyta; Magnoliopsida; Ericales; Ebenaceae
Exons: 64
Coding region: 164-13237 (4357 amino acids)
Biological process (GO): protein targeting to vacuole; protein retention in Golgi apparatus
Cellular component (GO): extrinsic component of membrane
Source: RefSeq, a predicted model, not a curated record
ACUCUCUCUCUCUCUGGCUCUGUCUCUGUCUCUGUCUCUGUCUCUCUCUCUCUCUCUCUCUCUCUCUCAUCGAAGCCUAUGAAAGCUUCGGUGCGGAAAAUUUCACACGACAGACUGUGUCCGUAAGUGUUCUUUGAGCAAUCACGGACCGAGCAAUUCGAAGAUGUUGGAAGAUCAGGUGGCGUUUCUGUUGCAGAGUUACCUCGGGAACUAUGUCAGAGGUCUCAAUAAAGAAGCUCUCAAGAUCAGCGUCUGGAAAGGUGAUGUUGAGCUAACAAAUAUGCAACUGAAGCCAGAAGCAUUGAAUGCAUUAAAUUUGCCCAUUAAGGUUAAGGCAGGAUUUCUUGGAUCAGUUAAGUUGAAGGUUCCAUGGAGUAGGCUUGGCCAAGAUCCAGUUUUAGUGCAUCUGGACCGCAUAUUUUUACUGGCAGAACCUGCAACUCAAGUUGAAGGAUGCAGUGAAGAUGCUGUUCAAGAAGUAAAGAAAAGCAGAAUACAGGAGAUGGAAAUGAAGCUCCUGGAGAGUAGAAAAAUAUUGAAGUCUGAGAUGAACAAAUCAUGGCUGGGGUCGUUGAUCGACACAAUAAUUGGUAAUUUGAGGCUUUCAAUUUCAAAUAUUCACGUCCGGUAUGAAGAUACUGAGAGCAAUCCUGGCCACCCAUUUGCAGCUGGUGUGACCUUGGAGAAACUGUCAGCUGUGACAGUUGAUGAUAAUGGGAAAGAGACGUUUCUUACUGGGGGUGCACUAGAGUGUAUUCAGAAGUCUCUGGAACUUGAACAACUAGCUGUUUAUUUGGAUUCUGAUAUUUGUCCAUGGCAUGUUGAUAAGCCGUGGGAGGAUUUGAUACCUGUAGAAUGGUGUCAGGUUUUCAAAUAUGGCACAAAGGAUGGCAAACUUGCUGAUAGUCUUAUUGGAAGGCAUAGUUACAUUCUGCAACCAGUUACUGGUAGUGCAAAGUAUUUCAAGCUUCGACUUAAUGAAUCUGCUAACAGUGGUCAACCACGACAAAAAGCAGCUGUAAACUUGGAUGAUGUUACACUUUGCUUAUCAAAGAAUGGUUACAAGGAUUUAUUAAAAUUGGCUGACAACUUUGCUGCCUUUAAUCAACGGUUAAAAUAUGCUCAUUUCCGCCCUCGUGUCUCUGUGAAAUCUGAUCCAAGAUCUUGGUGGAAGUAUGCCUACAAAGCUGUUUUAGACCAGAUGAAGAAGGCUAGUGGGAAAUUGUCAUGGGAGCAUGUCCUGAGGUAUGCAAGGUUGCGCAAGAGAUAUAUAUCUUUAUAUGCUACCCUGCUGAAAUCCGACCCCAGUCAUGCAGUGGUUGAGAAUAAUGAAGAAAUUGAGGAACUGGAUCGUGAACUGGACAUUGAACUCAUACUUCAGUGGAGGAUGCUGGCGCACAAGUUUGUAGAGCAUUCAAUGGAAUCAGAUGUCUCUUUAAGAAGACAGAAACCCAAGAAGUCAUGGUGGUCAUUUGGAUGGAGUAGUCAAUUAGAUAAGGAUGAAAGUGUGCCAGGGGCUUUAAGUGAGGAAGAUAUGGAACAGCUGAAUAAAAUUAUUGGAUACAAAGAAGAUGAUGAUGGACAACUUCUGACAACCCAGGACAAAGGGGAUGUGCUUCAUACUUUACUGGAGGUUCACAUGAGACACAAUGCUUCAAAGCUCAUUGAUGACCAAGAGCUUCUGGCUGAAUUAUCUUGUAACAAUCUGGAUUGCCUUAUAAAGCUUUAUCCGGAGGCCAAAGUUUUUGACAUGAAAUUGGGAUCAUAUCAAUUGUCAGCAACAGAUGGUCUACUUGCCAAGAGUGCAACUGCCUAUGAUUCAUUAGUUGGUGUUUUUUGCUAUAAGCCUUUCGAUGCUAAGUUGGACUGGAGUAUGGUUGCCAAAGCUUCUCCCUGUUAUGUGACUUAUUUGAAGGAUUCUUUUGACCGGAUCAUCAAUUUUUUUGAAAGCAAUGCUGCCAUUAGUCAGACAAUAGCAGUGGAGACUGCUGCUGCAGUACAGAUGACAAUUGAUGGAGUUAAGCGUACUGCACAACAGCAAGUGAACAGAGCAUUGAAGGAUCGAACCAGGUUCUUCUUGGACUUGGAUAUAGCAGCUCCUAAGAUAACUAUUCCUGCUGACUUCCGUCCAGACAACAUCCAUUCGACUAAACUUUUGCUAGACUUGGGAAACUUAAUCAUUCGUAGUCAGGAUGACAGUGAAAGGGGUUUGCCUGAUGAGAUGAAUCUGUAUUUGCAAUUUGAUCUAAUUUUGAGUGAUGUAUCUGCUUUUUUGGUGGAUGGUGACUACAGUUGGUGGCAAAUCUCUCAGAAGUUUUCUGGGGAUUCUGCUCAGUUAAAUGUUGUUAGUUUCUUGCCUGUUCUUGAUAAAUGUGGUGUAGUCCUAAAGCUUCAACAGAUUUGGUCAGAAGACCCCUCCUAUCCUUCAACAAGACUUGCUGUGCACCUUCCAUCACUAGGAUUUCAUUUCUCUCCUGCUCGCUAUCAUCGAUUGAUGGAGAUUGCAAAGAUCUUUCAGCAGGAUGAUAAUGAGAAUGCAGAUACUGUUCGCCCUUGGGAUCAAGCUGAUUUUGAAGGAUGGUUGUAUCUUCUUAGUUGGAAGGGUAUGGGAAAUAGGGAAGCUGUAUGGCAGCAUAGAUACUUAUGCCUAGUUGGGCCUUUCCUUUAUGUACUAGAGAGUCCCAGCUCUAAAUCUUACAAGCAAUAUCUCAGCCUCCGAGGAAAACAGCUAUAUCAGAUUCCUGCUGAAAUUUUUGGCAAUGUAGGCUAUGUAUUAGCCGUGUCGGAUCCCUCACGAUCCAACAAUAAGGUCAUGGAAGAUGUAAAUUCCCUGAUAUUGCGAUGUGCUUCUGAUGAUUCAAGGAGAACUUGGCAGAACCGCCUGCAGGGGGCAAUUUACCGUGCAUCACUUCUUGUGCAGGCUUCUGCUCCUAUCAGCGGUCUAUCUGAGACAUCAUCUGAUGCUGAAGAUACUGAGAGAGAGCUUAUUGAAAACCAUGGUGUAAUAGAUAUGUCAAACAUGGAAAAACUUUUUGUAACUGGAGUUCUGGAUGGAUUAAAUAUAUGCUUCUACUACAGUCGUUGGCAUGAUCAAAGUUUUAUGAAGGUACUUUUAGCUAAGGAGAACCGUUUAUUUGAAUUCCGAGCCAUAGGUGGUCAGGUUGAGCUUUCAAUAAGAGCGAAUGACAUGUUUAUUGGUACAGUCCUGAAAUCUCUAGAGAUAGAAGAUUUAGUUAGCUGCAAGGGAAUGCCUCAAGCUUGUUAUUUGGCGAGAUCAUUCAUCAGGAGUGUAAAUGCACCUCCUGGAUUCGAUGACGCUGAAAACCAGAGGCAUGACAACAUUGACAUAAACCAAUCUGAAGGAGAUGAUAAGUUUUAUGAGGCAUCAGAUAACCUCAAUGAUUCUGUUGAUAGCCCAACAGGAAGCAUACCUCGGUACCUAGGUUCCCAAAGUUCUGUUCCAUCAGAAAAUUCACUUUUUAAGACACCCACUUUUGCUCGUGUUGCUGGCCUACUACCUAAUGAUUCUAUGCAAAUUAGGAGCGAUGGCAUGGAUCCAACAGAAACACUGGAUAGUUUUGUGAAAGCUCAAAUAGUAAUUUAUGACCAGAACUCUCUUCUGUAUCGUAAUAUUGAUAAAUGGGUGACGGUCACCCUUGCUACCUUGUCAUUUUUUUGUCGUAGGCCAACUAUACUAGCCAUAAUGGAAUUUGUAAAUGCAAUUAACAUUCAAGAUGAGAAGUGUGAAUCUUUCAGUGACAGCUCUUCUCCAGCCAUUGUGCAACAUGAUGUCUCAAGGGAUGAUGAUGAUCACCAAUCUACUGCAGUUGAGGAACCCAUUGUUAAAGGUUUGCUGGGAAAAGGAAAAUCCCGGAUCAUCUUCUACUUGACACUGAACAUGGCUCAAGCUCAGAUUUUACUGAUGAACGAAAAUGGAAGCAAGUUGGCUACUCUGUUGCAAGAUAAUUUUCUUACGGAUAUCAAGGUAUUUCCGUCUUCCUUUAGUAUAAAGGCAUCCCUUGGAAAUCUGAGGAUAAGCGAUGACAGUCUCCAUGAUGGCCAUAUAUAUUUCUGGGUUUGUGACAUGAGAAAUCCUGGUGGUAAUUCAUUUGUGGAGCUGGUCUUCAGUUCAUUUAAUACUGAUGAAGAAGAUUAUGAAGGUUAUGAUUAUAGCCUUGUUGGGCAGCUUUCUGAAGUACGCAUUGUAUAUCUGAAUCGCUUUAUCCAGGAGGUUGUGAGUUACUUCAUGGGUCUCAUUCCUAACAAUUCAAAGGAUAUUGUGAAGAUAAAAGAUCAAGCAACAAACUCAGAGAAAUGGGUCACAGCAAGUGAAAUUGAAGGAUCACCUGCUGUGAAGUUGAAUGUUUCUCUCAGAAAGCCUAUAAUUUUAAUGCCUCAGAGGACAGAUAGUCUUGAUUAUCUGAAGUUGGACGUUGUCCAUAUAACUGUUCAGAACACCUUUCAGUGGUUUUCUGGUGGCAAACAUGAAAUGAGUGCCAUACAUGUGGAAGUACUAACAGUUAUGGUGGAAGACAUCAACUUGAAUGUUGGUAUGGGAACAGAAGUAGGUGAAAGUAUAAUUCAAGAUGUGAAGGGGAUUUCUAUUGUUGUCCAGAGGCCUCUUCGAGACCUGUUGCAUCAAUUACCAAGUAUAGAAAUUGCUAUUAAGGUAGAAAAACUCAAGGCGGCUCUCUCUAACACCGAGUACCAGAUAAUUACAGAAUGUGCACUGUCAAACAUCUCAGAGACUCCGCAUACCAUACCUGAACUGAAUUAUGAUUCUGGGAUGUCUUCUUAUGAUACGCGGGACUCUCUUCUUCCUAAUGAUUCAGGUGCUGUUGAUUCUGAAGCCCAAGAUAUGACAACCUGGAUUGCUCUGAAAGUUUCUGUUGACAUUAGUCUGGUUGAGUUGUGCCUGCUCUAUGGUGUAGCAAGAGAUGCUUCUUUGGCCACUGUUCAGGUUAGUGGUGCUUGGCUGCUCUACAAGUCUAACACUGUUGGUGAAGGCUUUCUAUCAGCAUCACUUAAAGAUUUUAAUGUGAUUGAUGACCGUGAGGGGGCUGAAGAAGCACUUAGGCUGGCAGUUGGAAAGCCUGAGAGUUUUGAACAUGGUCCUUCACUGUCUAUGAUUGAUGAUGAGGACUGUCACAUGGCCGAAACAGAUGUUCUGGAUAGCAUUGAUGCAAAACCAGUUCCUACAAUGCUUAUCCUUGAUGCCAAAUUUGGCCAAUACUCAACAUAUGUAUUUUUGUGCGCGCAAAGGCCACAAUUGCUUGUUGCACUUGAUUUUCUGCUAGCUGUUGUUGAAUUUUUUGUUCCAACAAUCCAUCGUAUGCUGUCGAAUGAAGAAGAUGGAAACUCUUCCCUUAUAGUUGAUGCAAUCAUCCUAGAUCAGCCAAUUCAUAAUCAACCCACUUCUGAAUUUUCACUCUCCCCUCAGAGACCUUUGGUUGUUGAUGAUGAUCAAUUUGACCAUUUUAUUUAUGAUGGAAGAGGUGGAACUCUGUAUUUACAUGACAGAUGGGGGACAAAUAUAUCUUCUCCUAGUACUGAUGCAAUAAUUUAUGUUGGAAAUGGAAAAAGAUUGCAAUUUAAAAAUGUCACUAUCAAGAAUGGGCAGUAUUUGGAUUCCUGUAUUUUACUGGGGACCAACAGUAGUUACUCUGCUUCAGAGAAUGAUCAAGUCUAUUUUGAGGGAGAUGAUGAAGUUCAUCAACUGAAUAAUUCAGGGCAAAAUGUUGAUGGUAUGGUAUCUCAAAAUACUCCAGCUGGGAGAUCCACAGAGUUCAUCAUAGAGAUACAGGCUAUUGGUCCAGAGCUUACCUUCUAUAACACAUCAAAAGAUGUUCAAGAAUCACUAAUCCUCUCUAACAAACUUCUACAUGCACAAUUGGAUGCAUUUUGUAGGCUUGUUCUGAAGGGCGACACAAUGGAAAUGAAUGCAAAUGCCCUUGGGUUAACAAUGGAGAGCAAUGGCAUCAGAAUUUUGGAGCCCUUUGAUACCUUCAUGAAGUUUUCUAGUGCUUCUGGAAAGAUAAAUGUCCAUUUUUCUGUCUCAGAUAUUUUUAUGAAUUUUUCUUUUAGCAUCUUGAGACUAUUUUUAGCUGUGGAAGAGGAUAUUUUGGCAUUUUUGAGGACGACAUCAAAGAAAAUGACAGUGGUGUGCUCUGAGUUUGACAAAGUUGGAACAAUUGAAAAUCCAUACAGUGGCCACGUAUAUGCAUUUUGGAGACCUCAUGCACCACCUGGUUUUGCGGUGCUUGGCGAUUAUUUGACUCCUCUUGACAAGCCACCAACCAAGGGAGUUCUUGCCAUGAAUACCAGUCUUGCAAGAGUCAAGAGACCAGUAUCUUUCAAGUUAAUUUGGCCUCCCAUUGCUAAUGUUGAUGUCUCUGAAUUUCAAGGUCUGCCCAAUAGUAGCAUCUGUUCCAUUUGGUUCCCAGAAGCACCCAAAGGUUAUAUUGCAUUGGGUUGUGUAGUUUCUACUGGAAGAACGCAGCCUCCAUUAUCUUCUGCAUUUUGCAUCUUGGCGUCUUUAGUUUCUCCAUGUGAUUUGCAGGAUUGUAUUACUAUCAGCUCCAGCAUCGCCCGUUCAUCAGUUUUGGCAUUCUGGCGUGUGGAUAAUUCUUUUGGAACGUUCUUGCCAGCGGAUCCCUCAAAUCUGAGCUUGAUUGGUAGAGCUUAUGAAUUGCAUCACAUAUUUUUUCGGUUUCCACAAGUAUCUUCAAAUCCAUCAAAGAGUUCAGAAUCCAAAGCAUUCUCUUCUGGUCAUGCUCAAGCCCUUCAGUCAGAAAGACCAUCAGCUGUAAACUCUGAAUGGCGUUUCGAAGCUGUCGCUAGUUUCCAAUUGAUAUGGUGGAAUCAAGGUUUAAAUUCAAGAAAGAAAUUAUCAAUAUGGCGCCCUAUAGUCCCCCAUGGAAUGGUAUAUUUUGGAGAUAUUGCUGUACAAGGGUAUGAGCCUCCGAACUCUUGCAUUGUUCUCCAUGAUUCUGGAGGUGAUGAACUUUUCAGGCAUCCUAUAGAUUUUCAUCCUGUUGGACAGAUAAAGAAGCAGAGGCAUAUGGAAAGCAUUUCUUUUUGGCUGCCCCAAGCUCCACCAGGCUUUGUUUCUUUAGGUUGCAUUGCAUGUAAGGUCACACCAAAACAAUCUGAUUUCAGCUCAUUGAGAUGCUUGCGCAUCAAUAUGGUCACGGGGGAUCAUUUUUUGGAGGAGAGUGUAUGGGAUACAUCUGAUGUCAAGUUUGUAAAAGAACCAUUUAGUAUAUGGACUGUUGGUAAUGAAUUGGGAACCUUUGUUGUCCGUAGUGGUUUCAGGAAGCCUCCUAGAAGAUUUGCUCUAAAGCCUGCAGAUCCACACUUACCGAGUGGUUCAGAUGACACAGUCAUUGAUGCAGAAAUUGGAACAUUUUCUGCAGCCCUUUUUGAUGACUUUGGUGGCUUGAUGGUCCCAUUGUUCAACAUUUCCUUAAGUGGGAUUGGAUUUAGCUUACAUGGAAGACCCGACAACCUGAAUUCCACAAUCAGCUUCUCGUUGGCAGCCAGAUCAUAUAAUGACAAAUAUGAAACCUGGGAGCCAGUUGUUGAGCCAGUUGAUGGAUUCUUAAGGUACCAGUAUGAUCACAAUGCUCCAGGCUCUGCUUCUCAAUUACGUCUUACAUGUACAAGAGAUCUGAACUUGAAUGUUUCUGUGUCUAAUGCUAAUAUGAUUUUUCAAGCUUAUGCAAGUUGGAACAAUCUUAGUCAUGUCCAUGGGUCCUAUAGGGAAAAGGAAGCAGUUUCACCAGCUUAUGAUGGAAGGCCAUUCAUUGGCAUCCAUCACAAGAGAAAUUAUCAUAUAAUUCCACAGAACAAACUUGGUCAAGAAAUUUUUAUUAGAGCUACUGAAAUCAGGGGACUUCCUAAUGUAAUAAAGAUGCCUUCUGGAGAUAUGAAGCCUCUAAAAGUUCGAGUAUGGAGUAAUAUGUUGGACUCACACUUGAAAGGAGUCCUUUGCAAGAAAGUUAGAACAAUGGUUACAAUCAUUAUAGCAGAAGCUGAGUUGCAAAGAGUUGAAGGAUUGUCAUCUCAUCAAUAUACUGUAGCAGUUCGUCUCAGUCUGGAUCCCAGUGUUUCUGGAGGAUCACCCCUGACCCAACAAAGUGCACGAACAUGCGGCACCAGCUCGAGGCCUACUCUAUCUUCUGAGUUUGAGUUGGUGAAUUGGAACGAAACAUUUUUCUUCAAAGUUGAUUCACCGGAGCACCACAUGGUGGAAUUUGUAGUUACUGACCUGGGAAAAGGUGAAGUGGUUGGGUACUUUUCAGCUUCUUUGAAGCAGAUAUCAGGAACUUGUAAUCAUCUCGAUAGAUUUACUUGGAUAUAUUUGUCUCCAGCAGAAUCCACAAAGAUGACUCACAGUGACAAAUCUCAGAAGUCAUCUGGAAGAAUAAGAUGUGCUGUACUCUUACCAUCAAAAACUGAAGUUGAAGAAAGUGAUCUUUCCAUCACUGGAGGCAGAAAAUCUGGGUUUAUUCAGAUCAGUCCUACCAGGGAAGGACCAUGGACUACUGUGAGGCUAAACUAUGCUGCACCAGCUGCUUGUUGGCGGUUAGGAAAUGAUGUUGUUGCAAGUGAAGUAAGCGUAAAAGAUGGCAACCGAUAUGUGAAUAUUAGGUCUUUGGUGUCAGUUCAUAACUCCACAGAUUUGACACUAGAUAUAUGCCUUAAACUUAGAGCCUCUGAUGAAAAUAAGAGGCCUUUAGAUGAUGCAGUCAAUGAGGUGGAGAUAGAGAUCAAUGGUAAUAGAUUUGAGACAGAUGAGUUCUUUGAAACUGAGAAGUAUAACCCAACAACUGGUUGGGUUGGUUACAAACCUAACCUAGAUCACUCAGAAAGUGCAGGGUCUCUUCAGAAAACUUUUGGAGUGGAUAUGCCACCAGGAUGGCAAUUGAUUGACGAUUGGCAUAUAGACAAUGUUUCUGUUAGUACUAUUGAUGGGUGGAUUUAUGCUCCAAAUCUUGAAAGUUUAAAAUGGCCCGAAUCAUAUGAUCCUAUACAAUUUGUGAACUAUGCAAGGCAAAGGAGAUGGAUCAGGAACAGAAAGCAGAUAUCUGGCGAUGUGGCACAGCAAAUAUCCAUUGGGCAACUGAAACCUGGUGAAACUGUCCCCCUUCCUUUACCAGCCUUAACCCACCUAGGAUUGUAUAUUCUUCAGUUAAGACCUUUGGAUCUCAAUUUCACUAAUGAAUAUUCUUGGAGCUCUGUGGUGGAUUGUCCUGGUCAAUCAGGAGACUCUGAUAAACCUGAACAAAACUCUGAAAUAUGUGUCUCAACUCUCACCAAGUCUGAAGAACUACUGUAUUGCUCUGAGAUCACUGGAACUUCAUCAGAUAUCCCUCAUGGAAUGUGGUUUUGUCUAAGCAUACAGGCAACAGAGAUUGCAAAGGACAUUCAUUCUGAUCCAAUUCAAGAUUGGAGCCUUGUCGUCAAAUCCCCUCUCUCCAUAACCAAUUAUCUUCCACUGACAGCUGAAUUUUCUGUUAUGGAGAUGCAAGCCAGUGGUCAUUUUCUUGUCUGCUCAAGAGGAAUUUUUUGCCCAGGGAAAACUGUAAAGAUUUAUACUGUUGACAUUAGAAAACCUUUAUACUUCUCACUGCUUCCACAAAGAGGAUGGUUGCCAAUACAUGAAGCUGUUCUUAUAUCCCAUCCGAGCAGAGUUCCAUCAAAAAUGAUAAGUUUAAGAAGUUCAGUUACUGGAAGGGUUGUUCAAAUCAUUCUUGAAGAAAACCAAAGCAAGGAUAACCCACUUUUGGCAAAGAUCAUUAGAGUCUAUUCUCCUUACUGGUUUGUGAUUGCAAGGUGCCCACCACUUACAUUUAGGCUUUUAGAUGUGACAGGGAGAAAACAUACAAAGAAGAUCAAUUUCCCUUUUCCAUUGGGGAAAAAAAAUGAAGUAAUCCUUGAGGAAAUUACUGAAGAAGAAAUAUAUGAAGGUCAUACUAUUGCAUCUGCUUUGAAUUUUAAAUCAAUGGGCCUCUCUGUGUCUGUCACUCAAUCUGGAAAGGAGCUAUUUGGACCUGUUAAAGAUCUUUCUCCCCUAGGUGACAUGGAUGGGUCUUUGGAUAUUUGCGCCUACAAUGCUGAUGGAGAUUGCUUGCGACUUUUUAUUUCUUCGAAACCAUGCCAAUAUCAGUCUGUCCCAACAAAGGUGAUUUCUGUCCAACCAUACAUGACUUUUACAAACAGAAUUGGUCAAAAUAUGUAUGUGAAGUUAAGUCAUGGAGAUGAACCGAAGGUUCUGCAUGCAUCUGAUUCUCGAGUCUCCUUCGUUUAUCGUGAAGUGGAUGGUCCUAUGAAACUCCAGGUCCGGUUAGAAAAUUCAGAAUGGUCGUUUCCAGUUAAAAUCACAAAAGAGGACACCAUUCCUCUAGCUUUGAGGAAACGUGACGGUGCCUGUAGCAUUUUGAGGAUGGAAAUCCGGGGCUAUGAAGAAGGAUCUCGCUUUAUUGUUAUAUUCCGCCUUGGAUCUACAAAUGGUCCAAUCAGGCUUGAGAAUAGAACAAUCAGCAAGACAAUAAGCGUUCGCCAGUCUGGAUCUGAUGAUGAUUCUUGGACUAAUUUAGAACCUCUUUCAACCACCAAUUUUUGCUUGGAGGAUCCUUAUGGCCAAAGGGUCCUUGAUGCUAGAAUCCAUAGUGGCAGUAGUACUGCAUUCUGUAACCUUGAUUUGGAUAAGGAAGGAUUAUGUUCUGUAAAUGAUGGAGAUAUAGGAUUGUUAUUUCAUCUUGCUGAAGUUGGUGAUAUCAAGGUUGCUAGGUUCAUGGACGACAGAGCGUCAGGAUCUCAAUCAAAUGUAGGUACCUUAAUGACACCUGUUGGCAAUUGGGGGAGUUCUCAGAUGCAGAGCAAGACACAGGAUAAUACAUCUCCUCUUGAGCUUAUAGUUGAAUUGGGAGCUGUUGGGGUUUCUGUUAUAGACCAUAGACCAAAGGAGCUCUUGUACUUGUACCUUGAGCGAGUCUUCAUAUCAUAUUCAACCGGCUAUGAUAAUGGAACUACAAGCAGGUUCAAGCUCAUAUUGGGCCAAGUGCAGCUUGACAAUCAACUCCCUUUAACACUGAUGCCUGUGCUGUUGGCACCUGAGCAGACCAUUGAUAUGCUUCAUCCAGUUUUUAAGAUGACUAUAACACUGCGGAAUGAGAACCCUAAUGGUAUCCAGGUCUACCCAUAUGUUUAUAUACGGGUCACAGAAAGGUGUUGGAGGCUUAACAUUCAUGAGCCAAUUAUCUGGGCUUUUGUGGAUUUUUACAGUAAUCUUCAUUUAGAUCGUGUUCCCCAAAGUUCCAGUGUCAAACAAGUUGAUCCAGAGAUACGCAUAAACCUAAUAGAUGUUUCUGAAGUGAGGCUAAAGGUGUCUUUGGAGACUGCACCAGCUCAAAGACCGCACAGGAUUCUAGGGGUAUGGAGCCCUGUAUUGUCAGCUGUUGGAAAUGCAUUCAAAAUUCAGGUGCAUUUAAGGAGCGUGAUGCACAGAGAUAGAUUCAUGCGGAAAAGCUCAGUCAUUCCAGCCAUUGGAAACAGUAUAUGGAGAGAUUUAAUCCAUAAUCCUUUGCAUUUAAUUUUUUCAGUAGAUGUACUUGGUAUGGCAAGCUCUACAUUAGCUUCUCUUGGUAAAGGAUUUGCUGAACUCUCAACAGAUGGCCAGUUUCUACAGCUACGUUCAAAGCAGGUAUGGUCAAGAAGAAUAACAGGUGUAGGUGAUGGAAUCAUACAAGGAACAGAAGCUCUUGCGCAAGGUGUUGCUUUUGGGGUGUCUGGAGUUGUGACAAAACCCGUGGAGAGUGCCAGGCAAAAUGGGCUUCUUGGGUUUGCUCAUGGACUGGGACGAGCUUUCCUUGGAAUCAUUGUACAACCAGUGAGUGGAGCAUUAGACUUCUUCUCAUUGACUGUUGAUGGCAUAGGGGCAAGUUGUACCAGGUGCUUAGAGGUUUUGAAUAACAAAAUCACGUUCCAGAGGAUUAGAAAUCCCCGGGCUAUCCGUGCUGAUAAUAUACUUAGAGAGUAUUGCGAAAGAGAAGCUGUUGGCCAGAUGAUACUUUACCUUGCUGAAGCAAGUCGGCAUUUUGGAUGCACUGACAUAUUCAAAGAGCCUUCAAAAUUUGCUUGGACUGAUUAUUAUGAAGACCAUUUUAUCGUGCCCUAUCAAAGGAUUGUUCUAGUCACUAAUAAACGAGUCAUGCUGCUUCAGUCCCUGUCCCUUGACAAGUUGGAUAAAAAACCUUGUAAAAUCAUGUGGGAUGUGCCCUGGGAAGAGCUUAUGGCAGUUGAGUUGGCAAAGGCAGGAUCUGCUGUGCCUUCUCACGUACUUCUCCAUCUCAAAAGUUUUAGGAGAUCGGACGUCUUUGUCAGAAUCAUAAAGUGCAGUGUGGAAGAUGAAACACAGGGAAGAGAAAUACAGGCAGUCAGGAUGUGUUCAGUUGUGCGUAAGAUGUGGAAAGCACACCAAUCUCGUGUGAAAAGUUUGAGAUUGAAGGUUCCUUCAAGCCAGAGACACGUAUCCUUUGCUUGGAGUGAAGCUGAUAAGAGGGACCCACAAAGCCGGAGCAAAGCCGUGGUCAAGUCAAGAAAGCUCUUAUUAUCCAGCUCCUUAUCUGAUGAAAGGAGAUUUGUUAAACAUAGUAUAAAUUUUGUAAAGAUCUGGAGCAGUGAACAAGAAUUGAAAGGUCGAUGCAUUUUGUGCAAAAAACAGGUUUUGGAAGAUGCUCAGAUCUGUAGCAUUUGGAGACCAGUCUGUCCUGACGGGUAUGUCUCAGUUGGAGAUAUAGCUCAUAUUGGAAGCCAUCCUCCAAAUGUUGCUUCUGUGUAUCGUAACAGUGACAAACUAUUUGCACUUCCAGUGGGUUAUGACCUGGUUUGGAGGAAUUGCCCAGAUGACUACGUAACUCCAGUAUCAAUGUGGCACCCACGCGCCCCAGAGGGUUUUGUUUCUCCUGGAUGUGUUGCUGUAUCCAGUUUUACAGAGCCAGAACUGGAUUGCGUGUACUGCAUGGCAGUAUCACUUGCCGAGGAGACCGUAUUUGAACAACAAAAGAUUUGGUCAGCGCCCGAUUCAUAUCCCUGGGCAUGUCACGUUUAUCAGGUGAAAAGUGACGCUCUUCAUUUUGUUGCCUUAAGACAGCCUAGAGAAGAAUCUGAUUGGAAACCAAUGAGGGUUCUUGACGAUGCUCGGCCAGUACUGCUACCAUCAGAGGCUCCGUAGUCGUCAUGUGGGAGCUCUUAAUUUCGUUGAAGAUUUAACGAGAUUGCAGAAUGCUGCCUUCAACUCUGUUAUUGUCGGCAUAUUUGGAAAUUGCUUUUUGUUUUCAUUGGGACCGACUCGGGUUAGUCUCGCUGUUGUAAGAGUAAAGAGUUCCGUUUUCAGUACAGUAAAGGGGGAAGACUUCUUGUUUAGAAAAAACUAAGCAGCAGCAAGAGUUUGGGUUUGUUAAUUGUUGUGCUGUUGUGUGAUUUCAGCUGUAACAAUUCUUUCGGUGGUGGUGGUUAAAUAAAUUUCCUUUUCUUAUUUAGUUUUGAGCCGGAAGAAGUUGUAAUGCUCACGUUAAAAUGGUUGUUGAAUGGUCAAAUGUGGUCUCUGUAAAUCUAAGACUUUUGGUUGCGCAAGGUGUUCUGCAUUUUGUAAAUUUGCUCAUUUUGAGUUAAACAAGUCUCUUCAGGGGUACGAGGAGAAUCGUUUUUUACUCUUAACAGAAUAUUAGUUGUUGUAUUA